GCGCGCAAGGUCGACAUCCCUCUUAUAUUCUUCGGUGACUCCGCGACUGGUGCCGGUGGUGUGGACCCAUGUGAGGUUUACUGUACUGUUCCUGGCAGAACCAGCUUGUUAAGCAGUACAACGAAAUAUCGCGUGACAGUGGGCGAAAUUCAACGAAGAAUCAGUCCACCUGAAUGUCUUAAUGCAUCACUUCUUGGAGGUAUUCUUCGCAGGUGCGUCUAUCAUAGAGACAAUUCGGCUGAUUUCCAGAAUUCUCUGUCUUUGAGGGCCAAGUCAAAAGACGGUGGAAAAACGUUGCGGGAUUCCCUGAGAAAGAUUGGACUAGCUCUACCAGCUGGAAGACGUAAGCAAGCAAACGUGACCGCAUGGACAGCUCUCGUCGAAGAAGAAGCGGUGCACAUGGCCAAGGACUUCGCGUUGGUUUGCGAAAAGGAGUUCCAUGCUCGUGAGAUUGGUAUUUUCUUGACUAAAACUGGUCUGUCGAUUGAUCACGAUGUGAUGCAAAGGCGAACAAUGCUUGAGAACAGCAAGAAGAUUGUCUCCGAGUUGUGCGACCUUCUCGCCGCUGACAGGACUCCACUGACACCGUUUGUGUCUCCGACAAGACCAUUAGUCGUGUUGGAUCCUUCCAUCCAGCAACAUCUUAGUCAUUACACUUUGAUGACCCACGGAUUCGGAGGUGUGGCCAUGGUGGCGGUGCUCGAAUCAGUGAAAUCGAUGAUCGAUGAAAGUAUUAAGUACUUGGAUCGGAACUGUUCACAACCGAUGUACAUUCCUUACAAUGCCCGAUGA
This is a messenger RNA of Ostertagia ostertagi, 792 nucleotides long. The record is from the annotation of a GenBank genome assembly. NCBI's taxonomy places the organism in Eukaryota, Metazoa, Nematoda, Chromadorea, Rhabditida, Trichostrongylidae.